UAAAACAAUUGGGACUUGCACAAAUGUUAUUUAGUAAAAACCUGCAUAACAAAUAAUGAACACUCACCAAGUUGUACCCUUCGUUGCGAAUUACAUUGUUUUAAGGUUGAUACGUGCAGAGUUGUGCUGUCUUCCGAAACUCCAGGUGGCAGUAAUUCUAAGAAGGCCGUUAAUGUUAGUACAUGGGUUUCCCGGCGAUCAAAGAAGUGUAAACAUGGCGUCAGUCUGUAUCACUGUACAGAGUAAGAAUGUAACAGAACGGCUACAACGAGCUUAAUUUGUCACGCGGGUGUUUUCUGAGUGGAUAAAAUAGUGUCACCAUGGAGCUGUCCGAGCGUCGUAGUGGUAGGUGUUAAAUAUCUGUUUUGGCGAUUUGCUCGAGACGGGACCCUUCCUCUCGCUUUGCCAUCCUUGCGUCUCUUGGUGUCCCCUUUGCGUCUGAUGUCAGCGUGUAUGUGGCACAUAGCGAAAUGCAACAGAGUGUCCCACUACGAUAAGAUGGAGGAGUUUGUGACCCUUGUGACAGAGGCAGUGCCAAGCCUUUUGAGUUACGGCCAGAGAGCUGAGCUCAUUCUGCGACUUAGAACAAGAAGGGUUUUGGAGCUGUGUCAUGCAGAGAAACCCCUCAAUCCAAGGAUUAUUCAGUCUCACCUGUACAAUCUGGACAGCCUUGUAAAACCAGGUAAUGAUGGAGACGUUGACAGGUUCCUGACCGAAUUUAGGACGUUUAUUCAAGCCCUCCUAGAAAACACAGUCUCAAGAGAUCACUAUUUACAGCAGUCACAUUCCAUGGAAUCUGGGCUGCUUCAUGAUGCUGCAUUACAAAGUCUUAUAUGGGAUUUCCUUACCAAAGUAGAUGGACUCUGGCAAACGCCUGACUUGGAGCAGACAGCAUCUUGGCUAGGUGCCGCCUCUUCUGCUGUGGACACCUGCCUGCAACCUCUCGAUGAUCCAAAUGAUUUGAGAAAUCUGCUUCAGCAUAAUAACCAGUUUAAGACCAACACAGACACACAUGAUGGCCCUCCACCAGCGACACAGAUUCCCAAUGAAGCCGCCUUCCCUGACCAAGAUCAAGACAGCCAGUCGUUCCGGUGCCAUACCACUAGCUCUCAUACAGAGUGUUUGGAAGCUGUAGCAAGCACAUCGACUCCCACUGAAGGUAGUCAUGGUGAUUAUAAUGAUGACAAUGAUGAUGACGGAUAUAGUCAGAGUAAUCCAGCUGUAGUACAGAGCCUGCGCUGUUUGGAACUGGAACAUAUUACAAAUGAAGAGAAGGCUUCAGUGGAUGAGGACAGCCAGACUGUGGAGAGGAAGCAGUUUGGGUCUGACAGCCCACAUGAGGAAAGAGGCAAAGAGCAGAGGAUAGAUAUCUUCUCAAGUCCUCAGGGGGAUGGAGCCAGGGUUGGAGAACAAGUGUUUGAGUGUACAGAAGUUUUGCAGAGUGACGUUGUAAAGGAGGCUCCUGAUUCACACCGUGAAGGUCCUGUGUCACUUCCUGCUUCCCCCGUUGCCCACUCCUCCCCUUGUCUAGCGCACGCUCAAUCCGCUAAAACUAUUCGCCAAAAGGCAAGUCCACGGCUCAGAUCGAGAACAGUGAACAUUGUGAAGUGGGUCUCCCAAAUAGUGGGUGAAGGCAUCUCUCUUCCGGUUCUACCUCCUCUGCCUACUAGUUCCUUUAUUAAGAAGGUUAAGCUCACUCCUGAAAGCCGUAGAGCUGGCAAGGCCAUUUUUCGCAAAAAGAGUGAGAGGGAAGAACCGCUAAAGGACAAGGUUAUCCAGCGCACUAAAACGAUUAACAAAAAUCAUGUGUGCUCAGAGUGCGGUAAGGCCUACAGCUUUAGAGGGCAGCUGGAGAGACACGAGCGCACUCACACGAAUGAGCGGCCGUUUGAGUGCUCCGAGUGUGGGCGGCUCUUCUCCUGCCUCACCUACCUCACGAAUCACCGGGACACACACACUGGGGUGCGGCCAUUCAAGUGCAAUGUCUGCGACAAGGCCUUCCUCAGAAGGGUCUACCUGCGCAACCACCAACGCACGCACACAGGAGAAAAGCCCUUCAAGUGCACCGUGUGUGGCAAGGGCUUCUCUCAGAGUGGUUACCUGAAGAUCCACCAGGCGAGCCACAACGACCAACACCUCUUCCCCUGCCCGCACUGCCCCAAGAGGUUCCCCAGUGCCUUUAAGCUGCGCAUGCACGAGCGCUACCACUCUGCGCCGCGCCCUUACCAGUGCCAGCAGUGCGGACGGAGCUUUAUCGCCGCCUCGCUGCUCCAGCGCCACCGCGGUUACCACGAGGGUGAGCGCAAGUUCCUGUGCAGCAUGUGCGGGCGCACCUUCGUCUACAUGUCCGACCUGAAGCGGCACCAGCUGGCCCAUGAGCGGCCGCCGGAGCACCCGCCCUGCCCGAUCUGCCAUAAGGUCCUCUCGGACAAAUACACACUCAAGUACCACAUGCGCAUCCACACCGGGGAGAGGCCGUACUGUUGCACCGAGUGUGGCAAGACCUUCACGCAGCAGGAGAACGUCAAGAGCCACAUGAGGAGGCACACAGGCGAGAGACCGUUCCCCUGCCAGGUGUGUGGGAAGACCUACAAGCACUCGUCCAACCUUCGCGACCACAUGCGCUGCCAUACUGGAGAGAGGCCCUACAAGUGUGACCACUGUGAGAGGGCCUUCAAGACCUCUAGCCUCCUGAAAGCCCACCGGAGGACCCACAUGGGCAAACGAUGAGGGGCUGAUGAGCUCCCCCACCAGACAAGGCCCGCCACUGAGAACAGCAGGAGCCCGAGGAAAACAAAGGAACCUAACGUCCUCUAGAACUUGUGUUCCUUGUACACUUGCCUCAAUCUGUCAAUGAAAAAAAUAACUUGGAUUGGAAUUGAAAUGGUGUAUAUCGUUACAACUUGAAAUGACACAAAUGCAUAUUAUUGGUCACUAACAUUUCUACGGUUCUCAUUUUUUUAUAUCCACUCCUUGGCAUAUUCUGAAACGUGUAUAUUAAAAUAUCAAGAGCAAUAAAAGGGCAAGUAUUCCCAUUGA
Molecule: messenger RNA, 3039 nt
Organism: Clupea harengus (Atlantic herring)
Lineage: Eukaryota; Metazoa; Chordata; Actinopteri; Clupeiformes; Clupeidae
Product: zinc finger protein 260-like
Exons: 7
Coding region: 442-2730 (762 amino acids)
Biological process (GO): regulation of transcription by RNA polymerase II
Cellular component (GO): nucleus
Molecular function (GO): RNA polymerase II transcription regulatory region sequence-specific DNA binding; DNA-binding transcription factor activity, RNA polymerase II-specific
Source: RefSeq, a predicted model, not a curated record